Acanthopagrus latus (yellowfin seabream) is the source of this 1184-nucleotide messenger RNA. It is a transcript of the gene edf1, whose product is annotated as endothelial differentiation-related factor 1. The transcript is spliced from 5 exons. The record is from RefSeq and is a predicted model, not a curated record. Gene Ontology annotation, cellular component: nucleus. Gene Ontology annotation, molecular function: DNA binding. Bases 183 to 629 code for a protein of 148 amino acids. Lineage: Eukaryota; Metazoa; Chordata; Actinopteri; Spariformes; Sparidae.
CAGUGUGAUUUAAAUAAAGCUUUGGCAGAACGCGUGGAUGAUACUUCUGGAAGGAGCGUCUGAAACGACAAAGUAGCACUAACUUACCCUCUUUAAAGGGAUCAUUUUGGACACACGGAGUUGAACUUUAUUUUUCUAUCUAUUAUUAAACAUUACGGGUAUCGAGUGAACCCCCUGGAAACAUGGCAGAAAGUGACUGGGACACCGUGACUGUGUUGAGGAAGAAGGGGCCGACGGCUGCCCAGGCCAAAUCCAAGCAGGCUAUCACCUCCGCUCAGAGACGUGGGGAGGACAUUGAGACAACCAAGAAAUGGUCAGCAGGGCAAAACAAACAGCAUCUUGUGACAAAAAACACAGCCAAACUGGACCGGGAGACUGAGGAGCUGCACCAUGACAGAGUUCCGCUUGAGGUUGGCAAGGUUAUUCAGCAAGGCAGGCAGGAGAAAAGCCUGACUCAGAAAGACCUGGCCACUAAAAUUAAUGAGAAGCCUCAAGUCAUUGCAGACUACGAGUGCGGGAAAGCGAUUCCCAACAACCAGGUCUUGGGCAAGAUAGAGAGAGUGAUUGGGAUGAAACUGCGUGGGAAGGAUAUUGGGCAACCCCUGGAGGCAAAGCCCAAGAAGAAAUGAACACAAAGCCUCGAAAUCAGCCCUCCCAAGGUCCCGUCUUUCCCUGUUAAGUAAACCUGAACCACUCUCCUGCCCCACCUCCCAGAACCCUCAGAUUUCUCCUCCCCUCCCCUCCCUCUACCUGGGCUGAUCUCACCUGUGUCCUGCCUGAGGACAUGGUGCUCCACUUUCAUUACAAGCUGCAUACUGACAAGUCAUCAGAAAACACUCUUUUGACCACAUAAUCAAAUGAAUGAUCGAAUGCGUUUUUUUCCAACGUCACAAACUCGAGGUUCUGAGCAUUUCCUUUUAACUCACGUCUGCUUAGGCUUUGGCAUGAUUGGAUUCAACUUUUUGAUAGUGAUGUAAAAUCAUAAAAGGUGAAUUAGUUUUCAUGACCAAACAAACUAGUUUGACUAAUGUUAAUUCUCAGCAUGAUGUUGAUCCAGAAGUGCUUCAUUGCAUCUUUCUUUUUUUUCACACACUCAUGACAGUGGGUGAAUGUCAAUACAGUGUUAAAAUGUUUAAUGCUGUGCUUUGUUUUGAUCUUGAAAUAAAGUUUGGCAGUUCAUGACA